AAUAUACGUUUUCAAAAGGCAUAUGGCGGACGUUUUAUAUAUUUUUGCAUCGAAAACUGAUAAAUUCUUUUAGUUAUGAGUCUCUUGUGACCGCUAGAGCGUAUUUGUUAAAAUUAGCUGAUAACACUAGUUUUUAAAUGUGUAAAUAACUUUAUUAUACCCGGAGUCUUGUAAAUAUUGAUAGUAGUUUCGUGCGUGGACGUUUUUAUCCGUAUUGAAAAACGAAAAGUCUGUGAUAUAAACAAUACAUUUAGGUGAUAGAGUAAUUUCCUGAAGUCUUUUGUAAAUAUUGUAAAGUUAUUUUAGAUUUUAAAAAAGUUAAUAUAUUGAGCGAAGACUGAAAAAUUGUGUGUUUGAUCUGUUAUAUUUUUACUAUGUCAGCUGUGAGCUUAUUGAAUUCUUUGAAAGAGAAAUCGAACGACAACAGCCCGAAGGAUGGCUCCAACUAUGAAGGAGACGAGGAGAGCGUGGUGUCCCGCGGCGGUGAUCCGGCCGUGUUGGCGGUGGGGCCGGCGCGUCGUCCCCUCACCUACACCAGGGAAGAGUUGUUGCGGCUGAGAAACUCGCCGCUGGUCAAGCGGAACCUGGAGAACGCGUUUGCCGGCUGCGAGGCGCUUGCACUAGUGUUGAAGAGAAGAUCCGAUUCGCCUAAUGAGGAUGAUAAAGGAGGAAGAGGUGACGCCCCGAACGAGAACCAUAAGGGAGUGUACGGGCGCGACCGUGAGCGUCGGUCGGCGGACCCGCGCGAGCGCGUACGUAAGGAGGUGUCGCCGGGGAGCGGGGGCGGUGGCGGCGUCGCGGGGGGCACGGGCAUCGUGCUCUCGCCGCAGCGGCGCUCGUUCACGUCCGGAUGUGGCGCGCCUGCCGCCGCAGCGCCGCAGCCGCCGCCGCAUGUCGCACGCACCAGGCCUGAGUCCCCACUGCAGCCGGCCGCCGCCUCCAAACCCGACCAGGGUCGGCGUAUCGGCUCUGGACGUAUCAUGGUGCGGGACAUGCCCAACGCUGGGUGGGAGGAGCCCGAGUACCGCUCGGAACCCUACCGUCCGCCGCGGGACCGCGCCAACGGAGACAGGUUCGAUCGACGUUCCUUCAGUCGCGACUCCUACACCUCUGAUAUGAAGAGGGAGCGGGACGACCGAUUCAACAACGAAAAAACGCGCGACAGGGAGGAGAAUCGAAGAUCAUCAGGUGGUCGUAACUAUCGACGUUACGAUAAGGACGAGGAACCCGAAUGGUUUAGCGGAGGGCCGACAUCACAGCUGGAGACUAUCGAGUUACGCGGCUUUGACGAGCCACCCACCCACAGCAAGAAAAACGGCAAUGUUAACAACAAGGAGGAGAAGAAGUGGCACAGCGGCAACAGUGGCGGCUCGCGGUCCCCCAACACCUCGCCGCAACACGACGACGCCACCACCGCCCCCGCCACCAACACCUCCAACACCAGCAACACCACCAUCACCACCGCAACCACUACCACCAACGAUAAAGACUCUGGAGUGGAGUCUGGGAAGGCAGAGGAGGGCAACCCUACUGCGGAACAGCCCGACUUCAAUCUGGACGAGUUCCUCAAGUUUGAUGCUAUACCAGAUGUACUCACGAACGGCGGCGGUGAAAGUGAGGGCGGCAGCAGGUUCAGUCGAUGGUUCCGUCGCGAAACGCCGCCCGCGGACGCGAGACAUUACGACAGGAUGCUGAGCAACAUGCUAGACGAUCUGGACAGUGUGUCUGAAGUGGGUGGGGAGUCUAGUAAAGUGUUCGCGCCGAUAUCGCCGGCGGCGCCGCCUUCACUCCUCGACUUGUUGCGACAGGCUAAUGCCCAGCCGCCGACGCAACAAUCAGGCGGGAGUGGGGGCGGGGGUGUUGGCGGGGGCGGUAAGAUGCAGAGCUUGGAGGAAUUGGAGGCGCGCCUGCGUGUGCACGCCGCCCCGCACCACCAGCACCACCAGCCCCACCAGCACCAGACCGAACACGAUCUCGCCGCCUUCAAAAGACUCUUGGCGCAAGUGUCUGGCGGCCACGCGGUACCGGCAGCGGAGCAGCCGCGCCCACCGCCACAACCACAGCCUAUGAGUCUACUGCAAAUGUUGAACAAGAGCAUGGAACAACAACAACAGCAACAGCAGCAGCAGCAGCAACAACAACAACAACAACAGAAACAACAGCCACAGCAGACGCAAAUCCCGCAGGAGCUCCUUUACAAGCUCCUGCACUUGCAGCGUCAGCAGCAACAGCAGCAGGGUGAGAUGGGUGUGCACGCGUCCGACAGGGAGCUGCUGCAGCGACCUGAAGCGCAGGCGCUUGUACAUGGUCUGAAAGCUGGCGAGAUAACAGUGCAGCACUUGAUGCAGCAGCUCAGCAACCCCGGGCUGCAGAGCCGACACCGAGAGGUGCUGCUCACUAUACUGCGACUGCAUCACCACCAGAGACAGAUGGGAGGAUCUCCUCUGCCGAGUGGAGUGGGGGGCCCGCAUCUAGUAGUUCCACAUCAUCAGCCCCUGAGAUUGUCUCCGUUACCUCAUCCUGGUGUGCCGACCCGUAUACCGUCACCGCGCGAGCUGGCGGCGCACACGCAGUCUAUUAUGCAGGGAGCGCUCAUCAAGAAGAAGCUCGAGGAGCAGCGCGAGAACUACCGCCGCCGGCACGAGAUGCACCAGCCCAAGCAGCCCACGCCCAUCUCAUUCACGCCCACCUCCGUUCUCCGCAAGAUGACAGCGGAGAAGGAGGCGGAGGCGCCGAGCCCGAAGCAACAGUGGGCACAGCCCCCCAAGCUGCCCCAGGGACGACCCAUAGUCAAGGGCAACCAGAGCGGUGCCGCCCCACCUAUGGGCUAUGUACAAUCACCGUCAGAAUAUCAGCAACACUAUCUCAAUCAACAACAACAGCAAAUGGUUGGUGGUGUACGUUCGUUUACACAUCCUCAGCAAAGGCAGCAACAAAUACCAAAUUCUUAUAACAACAUGAGCAACAUGUCGCGCGGCGGCGUCGGCGGCGCCACACUGCAGCAACUGCUCGUCCACUCACACCAGAACCGACUCAACGACAUGGGCGUGGGCGGUGGUAUAGGCGGCGGGGGUGGCGAUAACCAGUUGGCCAGGUGGUUCUCGCCGGAGCUGUUGGCGCGCGCGUCAGCCGGCAAACUACCCUCCGUGCAUCACGUGCCCAACGCGCUCUCGCUGGAGGAUCUCGAGCGGCACCACCACUCGCCUGCGCCGCCCGUGCGCAACUGACCGCCCUGCCCCGCCGCCACAACUUAUAUACACUAGUGCUGCUGAUGACGUGAGACGGAAUGAACAUUUUUAUACGUUUCAUUGUUAGUGAGGGAAUAAUCGUCGUCCAACUGGUUUUGUUACGAAUCGCGAUUCUUUGAAACUAGUGUAAUGUUUUAUUUUAAUUGGUCUUGUAGUAUCAAAAAAAUAUCAACCCCUGUUUAUAAUAUUAGUGGAGAUAGAAUAUAAUUUCAAAAACCAAUUUUCGCUAGUACCAGACUAAUCUGAUAAAUAUAAUAUUUAUAUAUCUUGUGUUGUCCACCUUCGUUGCAAACGUUAUAACUUUUAAAACGUUUGGAUAUGUAAAAAAUUGUUUAGAUAACUUACUACAAAAGUUUUAGGGGAUAAAAAUCUUAUCAUCACGCCAGAUCCUUUUGCAGUGUAAGCUUAUAACCAGUGGUCACAAUUAAUAAAUAUUUAUUUACCUUAACGUUUUUGUUUAAAAAAUCCAUUUGGAGUAGUUACAGCUGAUAAUUUUAGUAUGUUCAUGAAGUUUUCUAAUCUAGUCUGUUUAAAAUUAAUUCACUGAGCUAAUAAAGUUAUGGAAUUAGAAAUUUCAGCUUUCAUUGGAAAUAUUAAAAUUGAUAGUUGUAAGGACUUUGCUUAGUGAUGAGUAUCUAAAUAAUAACACGUUAAUGUUAAAAAACACUUGUGACAUAUAGACGUGAGGUUAUAAAAUCUGAGAAAAGUGGAAGAGAUAUUGGAAGAUGAAUUGACUGUGAAAAGAUUGAGUGGGAGGCGCUGUGUAGAUCUGUGCAAUAUUGGUGUUUUAUAGAAAACAUGUAUUAAUUUUGAAUCGCGACUGAUUUUUUUUUUGCGUAGAGCGCUUUAUUGGACGAGGUUAUUCUUUACUAUCGAUGCGUAUAUAUUAUUGUGUAUUUACGGUGAUGUCGUUCAGCUUUGAAUCAUCGAAGUGUUAUAAUAACCCUGCGUUGCUCACGUGACACUGUAUAAUUAUUUUAUUCAACAAAAUAUUGAGAUGAUGAACUUGAACUGUCAUGAUACUAAAUCAAUUGAAGGGAUUUGUCAAUUUUUUUUGACAAAUCAAUAUAUGGGUAAAUGCGUGUGAAUAUUGAAUUGAAAAUAGAUGUGUUGAUUUUGCAUGUAAUAUCGAUUUUACCUUUAUGAUAUGUCAAGAAAAUCUAGGGGAUUACGCAUUUGUAAAAUACAAAUAACGCAAAAAAUCUAGGGCUAGAUGUACUGAUCUUUAUUAUGUAGAUGAUUAGGUUCAAUUUAAUUGUCAGUUACUCUCGGCUUCGCUCAUGUGGGUAAAGGCAAGAUUAAGUUUAUUCGCAACAGCAAGUCUCUCAGGCUAAAAUCAAAAUCAUAUCAUAACAAUUCUCUUGUUAUCACAUUAGUAUAGAUUAAAUGUUGAGAAACGUGGGGUUAUGUUACGAUAAACAAAUAAUUGCGAUAUUUAUAUGUGCAUACGCAGAAGCGAACGACGUCACGCGUACGUAGAAAUUUGAAAUGUGAAUAGAAUAACAGACAAGGAACAGCGUCGCGGAAUUCCCAUAUAAAAGUUUGGACGAUUCUAAUUAUGAAAUUUUCUGUUUGGUGUUAUAAAAUAAAGUAGUGACGUCACUGAUUCAGUGCUAUUUUGAAUGCUUGACGAGUUGUUCUCGUCGUAGCAUGAUGACGUUGCUACGAUAUUGACAGAAGCCGCUAAAGAAUGUCAACAGAUGGCGCUUACUAUAUUAAUUUGUACGUUGUUAUAAAACUAGACUUACCGUUGUCUUGUUUUCUUUUGUACCAAAACACUUCUGGUGUGUACACUUAAAAAAUGAUUAUUUCGAAUAAAAGCUACUUUCAAAUUAAAACAAAUUGUGGUCGAAAUCGUAAUCCAUUUGUUGUAGCCAUAAAAAAAGACAGUAUGCGUACUGUAAAAAUCGAAGUUUUUAAGUGUCCAUAUCAGGAAUACCUUUAUGUAAUUGAACAAUCUCGAAAAUGCCCAGUGUUUCUCUGAAAAUCUAAAAGUAUGGUCGAAAAUUAUACCGUUUUCGUUGAU
Diatraea saccharalis (sugarcane borer) is the source of this 5274-nucleotide messenger RNA. NCBI's taxonomy places the organism in Eukaryota, Metazoa, Arthropoda, Insecta, Lepidoptera, Crambidae. The record is from the annotation of a GenBank genome assembly.